AUGCCUUCUCUUGACAACGCCGUCAAGAACGAUGCAAGGCUGCUUCUUGUCUCUAACCGGCUACCGAUCACCAUCAAACGCUCCGAGGAUGGCAGAUAUGACUUUUCAAUGUCCUCUGGUGGUCUCGUCAGUGGUUUGAGUGGUCUGUCAAAAUCUACUACCUUCCAAUGGUAUGGCUGGCCCGGCUUGGAGGUUCCCGAAGAGGAGGUGCCGGUUGUCAAGCAGCGGUUGAAGGAUGAGUACGGGGCCGUCCCCGUAUUCAUCGAUGAUGAUCUUGCAGAUCGCCACUACAACGGCUUCUCCAAUUCGAUCCUGUGGCCUCUUUUCCACUACCACCCCGGCGAAAUUACCUUCGAUGAAUCCGCCUGGGAAGCGUACAAAGAAGCAAACCGCCUUUUCGCCAGAGCCGUCGCGAAAGAAGUUCAGGAUGGCGACUUGAUCUGGGUCCACGAUUAUCAUCUGAUGCUUCUCCCCGAAAUGCUCCGGGAGGAAAUCGGGGACACCAAGGAGAAUGUCAAGAUUGGCUUCUUCCUGCACACGCCAUUCCCUAGCAGCGAGAUUUACAGAAUUCUCCCGGUGCGGAACGAGCUAUUACUAGGCGUCCUACACUGCGAUCUCAUCGGUUUCCAUACCUAUGAUUACACCAGACACUUCUUGAGCGCUUGCUCGCGCUUACUAGGUCUUGCAACCACUCCGAACGGGAUAGAGUUCCAAGGCAAAAUUAUUGCGUGUGGCGCAUUCCCGAUUGGCAUCGACCCGGAAAAGUUCCAAGAAGGGUUAAAAAAGGAAAAGGUGCAGAAGCGGAUUGCAAUGUUGGAACAGAAGUUCCAGGGCGUAAAGCUCAUGGUUGGCGUCGACCGUCUUGAUUAUAUAAAGGGUGUCCCUCAGAAGUUGCAUGCGCUUGAGGUGUUUCUGAGUGAUCAUCCGGAAUGGGUGGGUAAGGUUGUCUUGGUUCAGGUUGCAGUACCUAGCAGACAAGACGUGGAAGAAUACCAGAACUUGAGGGCCGUGGUGAACGAGCUUGUCGGUAGGAUUAAUGGCAAGUUUGGCACCGUCGAGUUUAUGCCCAUUCACUUCUUGCACAAAUCUGUCAAUUUCGACGAAUUGCUUGCUCUCUACGCCGUCUCCGAUGCCUGCAUCGUCUCAUCUACCCGAGACGGCAUGAACCUUGUCGCAUAUGAAUAUAUUGCUGCACAGCAGAACCGUCACGGCGUUUUGGUGUUGUCAGAAUUUGCCGGCGCAGCUCAAAGUUUGAAUGGCAGUAUAAUAAUUAAUCCCUGGAACACGGAGGAGCUUGCCGGCGCUUAUCAGGAAGCUGUUACCAUGAGCGAUGAGCAGCGAGCCUUGAAUUUUUCCAAACUGGAUAGAUAUGUCAACAAGUACACAAGUGCCUUCUGGGGUCAGUCAUUUGUGACUGAACUUACGAGGAUAUCCACCCACUCCGCCGAGAAAUUCCAUUCUAGAAAGGGUCUCUUAGGCAACGGCAACGGCGAGCAGGCUAAUGGCACUUCAACUCAGGAGAACGGGCACUUGGCAGUACCGUCGGCUUGA
This is a messenger RNA of Aspergillus melleus, 1551 nucleotides long. RefSeq names its product glycosyltransferase family 20 protein. The transcript is spliced from 5 exons. Gene Ontology annotation, biological process: cellular response to heat; trehalose biosynthetic process. Gene Ontology annotation, molecular function: alpha,alpha-trehalose-phosphate synthase (UDP-forming) activity. Gene Ontology annotation, cellular component: alpha,alpha-trehalose-phosphate synthase complex (UDP-forming); cytosol. The record is from RefSeq and is a predicted model, not a curated record. NCBI's taxonomy places the organism in Eukaryota, Fungi, Ascomycota, Eurotiomycetes, Eurotiales, Aspergillaceae. The coding region runs from base 1 to 1551 and encodes 516 amino acids.